AUGUCGUCCUCGCAGCAGCAGAGGGACGCUGCCCCCCCGCAGCCUCCUCUCUCGCCCCGUAGCCCCUUCACAAAGAACCAGGAUGCAGACGGCUUCUACGACGAGCACGACGCAGACACCGCAAGCAGGGAACACUUCCGCUCCCUCGCCUCCCAGAUGCGCAGGAUGAGCGUAAACUCGAGCGCGGUAUCCCACUCCGACGACAGCUUCGACAUCCCCUCGGUCCCGACCGGAUUCAACGCAAACGCCUACGACAACGGCGCUUCCACGCCAAAGCAAGACGCGCCCUCAACCACCGCCGCCCCCCUCGACAUUCCCACGCCCGCCGGCAACCCGCUCCAGCCCGCAGGAGGCGCACGCACCGUCGCAAAGAACAACGACAUCCCCGACCCGGACCAGGCCUACGGCGAGGACCAGGACAAGGCCACCAUCCUCUCGGGCAGCUUCACAAAGGGCGCAGCCGCACCAAACGUCGACUCGGAAAAGCAGCGCCAGAUGCAGCGCGCACGCGGCGUCGUCCGCACCUACAGCAUGGGCCAGCAGAAGCGCAGGCCCAACAAGAUGAACGACGACACCAUCAUCCGCGCACGCCGCCUCAGCCACGACGCCGUACACGAGGCGCCCCGCCGCUUCAUCGUCGACGUCGAGGAGACGAUGCGCCUCGUCCUCGAGCAGGAGGACACCGACGGCAACUUCCAGAUCUGCAUCACCGACAGCGGCCCAAAGGUCCUCUCGCUCGGCACCGCCACCAGCAACGGCUACAAGGGCUUCGACAUCCGCGGCACCUAUAUGCUCUCCAAUCUCCUCCAGGAGCUCGCCCUCGCCCGCGAGCACGGCCGCAAGCGCAUCGUCCUUGACGAGGCCAGGCUCACCGAGAACCCCGUCGACCGCCUCUCGCGCAUGAUCAGCCAGAGCUUCUGGCACAACCUCACCCGCCGCAUCGACGGCGACGGCCUCGACGCCAUCCUCUCGGACCCAAAGAACCGCUCAAAGUCCCAGAACCCGCGCAUCUAUGUCCCCGCUUCCGAGACCGAGAUGCUCGACUACUACCGCAAGGUCGCACACGACCGCCCCUCGCUCAACCUCUCGGUAGAGGCCCUGCCCCCCACCAUCACCCCCGAGUUCACCCGCGACCUCAACGACAGGCCCGGCCUCCUCGCCCUCGCCAUGCGCGACGACAUCGACCCCUCGACCGGCGAAAAGCGCGGCCUCAAGGGCAUCCCCUUCGUCGUGCCCGGCGCUCGCUUCAACGAGCUCUAUAAUUGGGACUCGUAUUUUAUCGCCCUAGGCCUCGUUGUCGACAACCUCGUCGACCUGGCCAAGGGCAUCGUCGACCACUUUAUCUUUGAGAUCAAGCACUACGGCAAGAUCCUCAACGGCAACCGCACCUACUACCUGAUGCGCGCCCAGCCGCCGUUCCUGACCGACCUGGCGCUGCAGGUCUACUCGCGCCUCGACCCGGCCGACGAUGCCGAGAACAAGGAGUGGCUACGCUCGGCCAUCCGCGCCGCCAUCAAAGAGUACCACACCGUGUGGAUGAGCGAGCCGCGGUACGACGCCAAGACGCAGCUGUCGCGCUACCGCCCCGAGGGCCUCGGCGUGCCGCCCGAGACCGAGGCGUCGCACUUUACCCACGUCCUCCGUCCCUAUGCCGAGAAGCACGGCUGCAGCGUCAACGAGUUCACCCGCAAGUACAACUUUGGCGAGGUCAAGGAGCCCGAGCUCGACCUCUACUUUAUGCACGACCGCGCCGUCCGCGAGAGCGGCCACGACACGACCUACCGCUUCGAGAAGCGCUGCGCCGACCUGGCCACCAUCGACCUCAACGCCCUGCUGUACAAGUACGAGGUCGACAUCGCCACGGCCAUCCGCGAGGUGUUUGACGACAGCCUCGAACUGGUCGACGACUUUACCCUCAACGGGCCGCUGCCGCCCUCGAUGGCGGCGUCGGCGCCCGCCGGCGGCAAGCCCUCGCGCUCGACCGAGACGCCCCAGACGAGCGCCGAGUGGUUCGCCCGCGCCGCGCACCGCAAGGCCCAGGUGGACCGCUACUGCUGGAACGACGGCAUGGGCCUCUACUACGACUACGACACCCGCACCGAGGAGCAGAGCGUGUACGAGAGCGUCACCGCCUUCUGGGCCAUGUGGGCGGGCAUGGCCAGCGAGGACCAGGCGGCCAAGCUCGUCCACCGCUCCCUCAAGCGCUUCGAGGUCCAGGGCGGCCUCGUCUCCGGCACAGAGGACUCGCGCGGCAAGAUCUCCCUCGACCGUCCCAACCGCCAGUGGGACUAUCCGUAUGCGUGGCCGCCGCACAAUGUGCUGGCGUGGGUCGGGCUGGAGCGGUACGGCUACCUCGAGGAGGCGCGGCGGCUGGCAUACCGCUGGCUGUACAUGAUGACGGUGGCGUUUGUCGACUUUAACGGCACGGUGCCCGAGAAGUUCGACGCCGUCAAUCUGAGCCACAUGGUCGACGCCGAGUACGGCAACCAGGGGCUCGACUUUGCGUUUGUGCCCAAGGAGGGCUUCGGAUGGAUGAAUGCGAGCUACCAGGUGGGCCUGACGUUCCUCACGACGCACCAGAGGCGCGCCGUGGCGGCGCUGCAGCACCCGGACGACUUUUACGGCGUUCGGAGGUGA
Messenger RNA from Pseudozyma flocculosa PF-1, 2637 nucleotides. RefSeq lists its product as uncharacterized. Lineage: Eukaryota; Fungi; Basidiomycota; Ustilaginomycetes; Ustilaginales; Ustilaginaceae. Bases 1 to 2637 code for a protein of 878 amino acids. Gene Ontology annotation, biological process: trehalose catabolic process. The record is from RefSeq and is a predicted model, not a curated record. Gene Ontology annotation, cellular component: cytoplasm. The transcript is spliced from 3 exons. Gene Ontology annotation, molecular function: calcium ion binding; alpha,alpha-trehalase activity.